Capronia coronata CBS 617.96 is the source of this 1116-nucleotide messenger RNA. RefSeq lists its product as uncharacterized. Lineage: Eukaryota; Fungi; Ascomycota; Eurotiomycetes; Chaetothyriales; Herpotrichiellaceae. The coding region runs from base 1 to 1116 and encodes 371 amino acids. Gene Ontology annotation, cellular component: cytosol. Gene Ontology annotation, molecular function: purine nucleosidase activity. Gene Ontology annotation, biological process: purine nucleoside catabolic process. The record is from RefSeq and is a predicted model, not a curated record. The transcript has 4 exons.
AUGAAGUUCCCAUCGCCAACCCUCGCAGCUGCUGCCGCAAGUUUCUUGUCCUUGGUACCGGUGGGCUCAGCAACCAAGGUCAUCUUGGAUAACGACUGGAGCACGGCAGGCUUUAUUCCUUUUCUGCUGGCCCUCAACGCCGGCUGGGACGUCUUGGGUCUGGUCGGAGACACAUCCAACUCGUGGGCGCUCCAGACGAGUCUGCACGGUCUAGCAACGCUCGAGGUCGGCAACCUGUCGUCGUGUAUUCCAGUGUACAAAGGAGCAGACUAUCCGUUACUGAACACACCCGAACUUUUCCAGGCGUGGGAAGAGGUCCAUGGUGUGUUGCCGUGGCAGGGGGCUUUUGCUCCGGAAAAUCUGACCGAAGAGGCGGCCGGCGCUGACCCGACGUCGGGCGACCCAAAUCGAGUGGCCCAGGCCGCAUUCCUGGAAGGCUACCCCAACGGCACCCUGACCGGCGAGUAUGCCGCCGCUUGGAUGAUCGAGCAGGUCCAUAAGUACCCCGGCGAGGUCAUGAUUUACGCUGCGGGCGGCAUGACCAACGUCGCCCUGGCCGUCCGCAUGGAUCCUGAAUUUGCCAAGCUAGCAAAGGGUUUGGUGAUCAUGGGCGGCUACAUUGACGUCAACCUGCUCCAGGUGACGGGAAGUGUGAACCAGGCCGACAUGAACUCUGAUAUAAACCUAAUGAUCGAUCCAGAAGGUAGCAAGAUCGCCUUGACCGCCGAUUUCCCCAACAUCACUAUUGUCGGCAACGCCGCCAAUCAAGUAAUGCCAACGCAGGCCUAUUGGGACGAGGUCUAUCAAGUCAAGAACCCAUACACCAGUUUGGCGUACAACUACUAUGGGACCACCUUCGCCUUCUGGGAUGAGACGGCAAUGUUUGCGGUUCUGGACCCAGCCAACGUCCUCAACUCGACGUCCUUCUACCUUGAUGUCGAUACCGCAUGGUCUAGUCCGACUUAUGGCAAUAUCCAUGGCUAUCAAGAAGCAUUGAUGCCCACCGCCCAGAAACUGCAAAAGGUUAACUACGUGCUCGAGGUGGAUUCGACGAAGCUCUUGGCAGAGAUCAAGCAAUCCUUGCAAUAUCCGAAGACCUGUGCCGAUCUGUGUUGA